AGUCGAUCAACAGUGUGCCCUUCUGCUUCGAGCACGCACACGUCUGCUCCCGGUUGGAUAACUUUGCUAGCUCAUUGAUGGACCAUAGUAGAAGAAAAUGACAGAUUACGCCGAAGAGCAGCGAAACGAGCUGGAAGCUAUAGAGUCAAUUUACCCGGACUCGUUUACAGUGCUAUCAGAGGUGCCCACCAGCUUCACCAUCACUGUGACAUCGGACGCAGGAGAAAACGAUGAAACAGUUGAAGUGACACUACAGUUCACCUAUGUGGAGAAGUAUCCAGACGAGGUGCCGCUGUGGGAGAUCUAUUCCCAGGAGAACCUGGAGGAUUCAGACGCAGAGGGCAUCCUCACCUUACUGCGGCAGCAGGCUGAGGAAAACCUUGGAAUGGUGAUGAUAUUCACCCUAGUUACAGCAGUUCAGGACAAACUGAACGAAUUAGUCGACGAGAUCAAAAACAGAAGAGAGGAAGAGAAGAGGCGAAAAGAGGAGGCAGCGGAGGAGGCUGAGAAGGUGCUCUUCCAAGGAACAGUGGUCACCAUCGAGAACUUCCUGUCAUGGAAAGCCAAGUUUGAGCUGGAGAUGGCUGAGUUGAGGAGGAAACGGCAGAAAGAGGAGGAGCAGCAGCAGGCUGGAAAGAUUAAACUCACAGGAAAAAAGCUAUUUGAGACCGAUCACAAUCUUGACACAUCAGAUAUACAGUUCCUGGAAGAUUCUGGAAACAGUGUUGAAGUGGACGAGUCCCUCUUCCAGGACCUCGAGGAACUCGACCUGGAUGAAGACGACCCAGACUUUGACCCUCUGGCACUGGGCAGUGAUGAGGACUGAACUAGGAAGAAGAGGAGAGAGAUGCCAUGGGCAUGUUCCAGGCAGACCUGUUCAAAUACUAUUUGAAAUCUUUAAAAUAUUUUGAACUAGGAAGAAGAGAGAGAUGCGAUGCCCUGGGCAUGUUCCAGGCAGACCUGUGUUCAAAUACUAUUUGAAAUCUUUAAAAUACUUUGAGCAUUUGCUCUAGCCUGCCUGGAGUGCCAGAUGGGUGGGGAUUGCAGUUUUGUGACUAUUUUAUUGGUUCCAUUGUGCCUGGAAAGCUCAGUCAAGCCCAGAAAAAGCAUUUUAAAAUAGUGUUUGAAACCAGGUCCAGUCCCAUGUCAUCUUUAUUGCAGUCACGUUGUGCCGCACAGAUUCAGAUCCCUCAACGCCUGAAGAAGUAUUUAGCAUCUCAGGAACAAAUUCUUCGGAGAUGCGCAGCGCGACUGUAAUAUUUACGACUUGAACGCAACCGAUUCUAACAGGAGGGGAUCAUCACAGUAUGACCAAGCUCAGAGAAGAAAGACAACCAAUAACACCCACAUUUAUGUUCUGAACAUGAACUCUAACUGAAGUUGGCUGUAAACACAGAAUCACCUCUAAGGGCAUUCAUACACCCUUGUCAAUUAAUUGAUUUAUACCCUGAUGCCAUUAAAAAUGCACUAUGCAGAAAUCUC
Coregonus clupeaformis (lake whitefish) is the source of this 1482-nucleotide messenger RNA. RefSeq names its product RWD domain-containing protein 1. Lineage: Eukaryota; Metazoa; Chordata; Actinopteri; Salmoniformes; Salmonidae. Gene Ontology annotation, biological process: cytoplasmic translation. The record is from RefSeq and is a predicted model, not a curated record. Bases 98 to 826 code for a protein of 242 amino acids. The transcript is spliced from 6 exons. Gene Ontology annotation, molecular function: protein binding.